UAUUGAUUGAUUUAGAACAACGCCACUUGUUCAUGCCUCUUUUCUACCUGUAAAAGCAUGAAUUAUAUUGACUUUUGUUCUAUCAUUCUUCUUCUUUACGCGUCUUGCCCUGUGCUCUUAAAUGGUAAGAUGAAAGAUAUUCAUCAACUCCGAACGCGUCUCUUUUAAAAAGCGUUAUUUUUAUUAUUUUUAUUUUUUUAUUUCUUUUUAAACCAACACAUGGAAUCACUUCGAACAGUUAUUUCUCGGCUGUUUGCUGAUUUACAAGACACUCAAGCAAGUCCGGUAAAGAUAGAUUGGUUAAAUAUAGAGAAAGAAAAUACGCAAACGUUCAAUGGGCUAUUUAACAGAAACCCUUCUAAAAGAAGAAGGCUAUAUUUACUUCACCCUGAAACGCAUCAUGAACCAAUCUAUGAGAACAAGAUCAUUCACCAUAUCAACUCUACUCAUCGUAUUGACUAUGAAGCAUUAGCAGCUGAUUUUGUUCGAGCAUGUCAAGUAGGCGGUGGCAAUGUGACUGAACAAUUGAAAGUGAUCAUGUUAAAGUACAGAGAACCACCAUUGACCUUGGAGAAAUCAUGUCGACUUGUUACUUUUCUACACCAUAUUCUUAAAGUGAUACCAGUCAUUCCUGCAAAUACGAGUCAGAAACCAUUUCCUUUAGGCUCUUUAUUAGAGGAUGUCACACUCACCCUAUCUACAUUGCAACCUGCUAUUUGGAUCACUACUGUUCAAUUCAUGCUCUCUUGUCUCAAAAGUGCAUCUCAACAGCAAAUCUAUCAUGCAGGUGUUACGAUACCUGUCAUGUUGAGUAUUAUUAAGCAUAUCUUGUUAGAAUUGACUCGACUGCCUUCUACAGACAUGUCCACACUACAAGAGAAAUGCUUCUCAGUAGGCAAAGCAUUGUUGGAUUUAUUCCUUGUUCAUCAUGAACUCAAUCCCUCAACAAAACAAACAGGAACUAUCUCUUAUUACGAUGUCGUCUAUUCAUUUCCUGAACUCUAUGGUCAUUUCUUAAAUGCUCAACAUAUCCCUACAACAACUGCUUUACAGCCUUCCAUUGUCAAUCAGAAUAUUUGGCUGAUGACAUUAGACUAUCUGACCGUGUCUGUUUUGCAAGAUCAUCGUCUGAUUGAUCGCAUACCUACUUUGAUGGCUAUCAAUAUCAUCAAGCACAUUUUAAGGGAAAUCAAUACAUUACCUUCUGAUUUGACCACUUCGCAAGUCAACUGUUUAAACAAGGGCAAAGAGUUGAUUAAUCUGCUAUUAUUGGGUCCUACAGGGGAUGGUGCAGGUGCAGUAUCGCAUUACGAUGUCAUUGUUGCUCUUCCUGAUGUCUAUGGACAUUUUCAACAUGGUACAUUUGCUCAAAGUGUUCAUUGGGCUAUGGAAAAGUUUAUUAAUGAAUUGGGUAAACGAAGACGCCAUUUGGCCUUCUUGAUGAUGCCACCAGAUGCAUCAUGGCCACUCAUUUCCCAGAUGAGCAGAAGACAUGAAUACAAUGAUUUAACAACCAGAACAAGCUAUCAUAUGUUUGAAGGCGAUUUGAUUGAGUUUGUGAAAGAAGGCAGUUCAACCAAUAUUCAAACCCAUUUUAGAGACAUGCUAUUUCAACGCGCAUCUAUGGACGAGUUUAGAGAACUUGCCAUGUCACUCACACAGACGGGCCUUGAUACGACACUGAUCAGAAAAGCCAUGGUAGCCAAAGUAAGAGAUGUCAUUCGAUGCAUUCAACACUAUAGUCAGCAUGGAAAGAGAGAUGAUCAAGAUACACAGAUGUCUGAAAAAGAACAAGAAGCAUUUAACCCAGCAACUGCUUCCAUACGUGGUGAAGACAUCAAGAUGAUGAUUCCUGAUAAUGUUGAUUUAUGGGAGCUCAUGACAGAAACAGCAGAUCAGUUGUAUAGUUUUGUGUCUGCAGACUUCUUUACGUAUGAAGAUAUCCUUCAGGACUUUUUUGAUCUUGUAUUCAAACCUAAUGGAGAGCCUUAUUUGCCCAAUGCAAAAAACCACAUCACAAAAGACAAUGGGCUUGUUUGGUUAUUGCUUCAGUUGUUUUAUAUUGAAAAGGUGUCUAAAGAAGUCAUUCAAAAAGACUUUGAACAAGAUGAAAAGCUGUUUGACAAACUCGUUCGUUUAUACAAUCAAGAACAAACAGAAUCAAAAGAUGCGUUUACAUUACGUGACCUGGCAUUGCAAUGUGCUGUGAACCAUCAAAAGGCCAAUAUCAAAGAUGUGGCUAAUAUCAAGCAUCGACACCCUUUGAUUGCAGCUUCAUUACAGCAUGCUGGUCUGUGUUAUCAAAUCCAAGCUUAUUUUGGUAGUUAUUAUCAUAGCAAUGUGCCUACCAACUCGACGCUGUUCAGUCACCUGGAUCUACAAGAAAUGACCAAAAUCGCUAUGGAAAGUCAACUCAGACAAGAUGUUGUUCCCUAUACGCUUUAUGUCUAUCUGGUGCCUACAAAAGCAGAUGUACAUACACUAGGACAUCCCUCAACUACCUAUAUCAAGGGUGGUACAUUAAAUUACAAACUACUUGACUUACUCUGUGUAAAUGCGAAGCACAGAUUAUUGCAAGUAAUUUAUAAAAUGAUGCUCGACAGUGAAACAGGACCAAGAUACCAGUCUACGACCGUAUCUCCUGUAGCUUGUGUACCACCUAAUGUGAUAGAUGUAGUCUAUAAGCUAUUAUACAGUGCUCCUUGUUCAGCAGAAUUGAUGAUUAAAGAAAUCUUUGAUAAAUUAAGAAGAUGUGAUAAAGCAAUCAAAAUGAAGCAUACAACAGAUCCCAACCCAACUCAGCCACAAUUGCCAGAUCACACCAUGCGAUGGCUUCAAACUAUCUUGCAACUCAUGAACUAUCGAUUUAUUCGGUUUCUUAAAUACUCGCCACUUUCUUCUGGUCUAUUGCAUUAUAUUCGUUAUUCUAUCUCUUGUCUCGAGAACAGACAAUGUUAUCAGACGCUUGAAUCUUUUGCUAUCAAUAUCAUUCAUAUGCAAAUCGACGUCAAACUGUUACGCUCAUUAGAUGAUCCUCACCGAGAAAAACCCAUUUGGUUUGCAGAAUCAGAAAUGCUGGCGAGAUUAACAGUAUGUACAAUCAGUCGUCUGAUCAAAACAAGAGGUCAAGCAGAUAUCAAAACAGAUCAAAUCCAUCGUGUACUCUCAAGUUUGUAUGAAUAUCGCAUUGAGUGGUCUCCUGAAGCCAUGGCAUUCUUUCCGCCUGCAGUUCAAUCGUUCUAUAAGACCACAAACCAGUCUAUUCAUGCUCGUCCCUCUAUCACGCCACAAAAGGUUCAACAUUUGAUUGCCAACAACAAGGCAUUUACAGCUUAUAUCUUGCAAGGUUCUUCUGAAGCAGAGCGCAUCGUAACCCAAUUCUUUUCUGUCUUGGAGAAUCAACCUAUUUUGCUCUGUACGAUGUGGGUCAUUGCAAUCACACGAAACACAACAGAGUGCUUUAAUAUGGCAGCAAUUCGUAAAUUACUGAUGCUGAUUUCUCCCUCAAGAAUGGCUACAAGUACCAUUGAUCUGAUUGAUUUCAUCCUGAGUGUGGAGUAUCCUCCCAAUAGCUCAGAAUUUUUGUAUGCUUUGCUGGAUACGUUUAUUUGGAAAAAUCAAUGGAUCAAUUUCAACCAUGUCUUGUUUGCUUUCCUUAAAGGAGGAGGUAGUGCUGACAGAACAACAAAAGCCAUGCACUAUGUUCGCUACCUUUUACUCGAAUCCAAAGAGUUCCAGAACCGUAUUAGCUUGUGGGACUCACUCAACUUUAGUCAUCGUCAUUGGACUGAAGAAGAUCACCAUGAAAAACUGAUGCAGUACUUGCAAAAAUAUCCUGAAUAUCAUGAAUUUGAAAGCUAUGCUAUGCCUUCUAUGGAAAUCCCUCACCAACAAGCUAAACUGCCCAUUUACUUUUCAAAUGUAGUGAGCGAUUUCAUUUCUUUUAUGGAAAAUCUCAUGAUGCGAUUGAUUGAGUAUGCUCAAACCGACUUGUUGGCUGAUAUUUUGGAUCACUAUGGACAUUUGUUUUAUCUUCAUCAGUGUCCAUUGGCCUUUGUGGUCAAUAUGCUAUUGUAUUAUCAUUCAUCUUCUACAUUGCGCAACCCUCGUAUACUUAAACGAUUGUUGCGCUUGUUAGAUUUUGACCAAUACACCAUUCUAAAAGAAGCAGAAGCAUAUGCAACAGAUGACAAGGACGAUGGAAGUGCAUUCAAUUCGACUUAUUUUGAGAAAGUGAUUUACAAGCUUGCAGGCAACAUCAACCCUCAAAAGUGUGCACCAAGAACAAACCCUCAUUUACCAGAACGUCAUUUUCGUGAAAUUGGUAGUCCUGCAGUAGAAGGCAUUUUGACAGCUGCAUUGGAAAUCAUGGUUACACCUGUUCCUCCUUCUACUGUGAUUCGCCAAUUACUCGACCUGGCUCUUUUACGAGAAUCUCAUCAUGUAGGUGUAUCUGCACUUACACUUCAUGCCAUUGGCCUGUUAAUACCUGUACUUCCUCAAAAAGAGUAUGUGCAUCCUAUUUUUAUCGAACUGAAUGAAGUUAUUGGAUCUGAUCCUUAUUUACUUGAAGUAUCAGAACCUUGUCGACUUAUACGAUGUGGCAUACCUCGUAGUGUGAAUGGCAAAUUUAUCAUGGCACAAUCGUUACCAGACAUGACAACCAUCUCACUCAAAGAUACCUUAGGCGAACGAAUUCGUAAAGCCAUGAUAUUUCCUUACAUAUUUAACGACUACACGUUUAAUUUACAUAACUACAGUACGAAUGGACCCAACAGCUUUUUAUGUUUGUUCCAUAGUAUCAUACAUUAUUCCAGUCUCGACAUCUUUUCGGUCUUUUUAGAAUAUACACAGACACUACGUCAGUCAGGACAAGUCAAGACUGAUGUCCAGUUACUCUAUAUGUGUUUCCUUAUUGGACCAGCAUUACAUCGUAUUGAAAAGCUAGAUAGCGGCGAUGCAGGUUUUUUGAUUGAAUUAAUGUAUAUGGUCAAGCAAGUAACAACACAUAUGGAUCUAAAAGAUGGAUGGACAACACAGGCGUUGGAGCAAGUAUAUGACUUUCUGUAUCAUAUUCGCACUCGAUUUGUUAAAUCAAAUGAGUUGGCUAACCAAUUGAAAGACAUUAUCAAGUCCAUGAACCCACCUACUUGCCAAAGAUUGUUAAGACUAGUUUCUGAGAAAAAAGCUGAAUAAAAUACACAAGCACUUUUUUUUUUUUUGAAA
Gilbertella persicaria is the source of this 5226-nucleotide messenger RNA. Its product is annotated as mediator complex subunit 23-domain-containing protein. Bases 220 to 5196 code for a protein of 1658 amino acids. Gene Ontology annotation, cellular component: mediator complex; transcription regulator complex. Gene Ontology annotation, biological process: positive regulation of gene expression; regulation of transcription by RNA polymerase II. The transcript has 16 exons. The record is from RefSeq and is a predicted model, not a curated record. Lineage: Eukaryota; Fungi; Mucoromycota; Mucoromycetes; Mucorales; Choanephoraceae.